Messenger RNA from Dioszegia hungarica, 9228 nucleotides. RefSeq lists its product as uncharacterized. Gene Ontology annotation, biological process: fermentation. The record is from RefSeq and is a predicted model, not a curated record. Gene Ontology annotation, cellular component: membrane. The transcript is spliced from 11 exons. The coding region runs from base 1 to 9228 and encodes 3075 amino acids. Lineage: Eukaryota; Fungi; Basidiomycota; Tremellomycetes; Tremellales; Bulleribasidiaceae.
AUGGACACAACAGCGGAGCCGAGGGUACCAUACGUCAACUGGCUCCUCUUCGGCGAGCUCGGCGUUGUCGUUAUCGUCGCCUGCGCCUUUUUCCUCUACUUUAACCGACUCUUCGGCGCGGUAUUCGCUUGGUGUGUCCGGCUGUACACCUGGCGCAAGCAUCAUGCCUAUAUCUCGAUAGGAUCUCUCCAGUUCGCGCCGCUCGCAGGGAGGAUAGCGUUCCGGAAUGUCGAGUAUCACUCCAGCAACAUCUCGGUCAGGAAUGAGUGCCGUCUGGUCAUCUUUGCCGAUGGUGUCGAGUGCUUCGUGUACAAUCGGACCCCCGCUUACGACGCCAUUGUCGAGCGGAUGAAGAAGCAUGAGCAGGAGAGCCGGACCUCAACCCCUUCGAAGGCCUCUUCCGAGGAGAACCCUAUCAAGGCCAGGCUGCGGAAGGCGUUCCGCUCUACGCAUCAGGAGGAUGGGCUUGCUCAGCUCAAUAGCAACAAUUCAAGCAGUACGUGUCCAGACACAACGCCCGAACCGCCAUCCUCCACCGUCACUCCCGAGGUCGAGGCUGUGGACUGGUUCCGCGAGCUCUGUCCGAUAGAGCUGCGCAUUGAGAAGGGUUCGGUGAUCUUGGGGAGCGAUGCGACGCCAAUGAUCCUCAUUGCCGACUUUCGGAGCGCUACGGGAACGGUCGAGAUCACAGACUCUCGGUCGGUCUGCGACAAGUACAAGAUGUCAAUACCGCUCAGACUCGAGGACGUCAAGGUGCUUUACCGUACCAACGUCGAAUGGUCCGGACCGCUUCUCGCGCACGGCAAGAAGGUGUAUGACGAGCUUCUCCGCGAGGACCCGGACCUCACCAAGCAACCCCCCUCGUCCAUCUCUACGAAGACGGCCUUCCUCGCCCUGGCUCGGCGCUUCCACUUCCUUCUCAGCCCGACCUUUUCUACCCCACCACGAGCGGGGAUGCCGCGGGACAAAACCUGGCGGGGAUUGGCGAGGUACUGGCCGGAGAGCACCAGGGCGCCACCAAAGCAUGAGCGGGAGUACGCCAAGGUGACUACUCUGGUGGACACACCGGAGCUGGACCUUACCUACUACUCGGAUACGCCGGGUAUUGUUCCGCACCCGGACGAGAUCGGCUCGCCGGACCCAAAGGACAAAUUCGGGAACGUCGAUUUGGCGCCCGAGUACGGGAUCGAUGUUGUCAUCCAUGGCGGAAUGGUGCAGUACGGGCCAUGGGCGGAUCGGCAGCGGGAGGCCUUGCAAAAGACCUUUGCUCCCAAUAUCUUCUUCGACUCGGAGCCCAAGUCUCGGCUCCGAGCGGGAGAGACUAGGGUUCACGCCGACCUCGUGGUUAGCGUGACCUUCAGCGAGGAGACGAAUCUGCGGAUCCCAACAAGAGAGCCCUCCAAGGACUGGCAGUUCGAUGCCAAACCCGAGGCGGAUCUCGAGCGGCCCUAUGGCUGGCUGGAUGUCACGGCCGGGGCGGACUCGACCAUCAGCUAUACCCAAUCCCAGUUCGCCACCGCUCAAGGCUACGAUGCCAAUCUCGUCCUCCACCUUAAAUCCCUAUCCAUCGCUUCCAGCAUCAACCUCCAAUCCUUCGUCGACGCCAAGUCAUGCCGCUUGACGCUGGCGAUGCCGGUCCCGCUGGGCUGGGAUGCUCAGCGGAACUGGGGUAUCGACAUGCACUUUGAUACCCCGGAUAUCACGCUGCUGAGGGAUCAUGUCACCCUCAUCUCGGAUAUCGCCAAGGACUGGUCGUCGGGCGCGGAGGGCGACUUUCACCACUUCGUACCGGUUCAUUACAACUUCAAGAUUGGCAUGAACGACUAUGCCUUUCAUUUGUACAUCAAUGACUGUAACAUCGUGGAUCGGCCUCAGUCUCGGGACGAUAAUUCUUUUGUCGAUAUCAUGGGUCCCACCUUAUCCGCCUACACUGCCAUCGCAUCCACGCAAUAUCGCCCGGAGUUCUCAGUCAUCCCAUUCACCGUCAAUCUGAAUGACGCUCGGCUCGAGAUCUCCAUCCCAAAAUGGGACACUCACCGGUCCUUCCAAUCACAAUCCCCCAUCGAGAUUGGCCGGAUUGGGACGGGCUCGGCGUCCGGGUCAUAUCGCUACUACUCGCAUCCUCAUCCGGACCACGAGGAGGCGCUCACGCUCCACCUGGACGCGUCCAAGGUGGCGUUCAAGUGUAUGGGUUGGGUCUUGCGCCGCCUCUUCUGCGUCAAGGACAACUACUUUGGCAUGUUCACCCAGUUCACGACCACCCAAGAAUACCUGGAACGGUUCGAUCACGAUCCGAAUUCGGUCGGCGAUCCGGUCGAGGAGAAGUACCGUCCUGGUCGGUCGGACCCCUUCGCGGUCCAGGUCACGCUGGAUGUGCGGGAUUCGCUCGUACUCCUCUCAGACGAGAUCUUUGCGUGCGAGAGUGGGCUGGCGCUGCCCAUUCCUCAGCUUCAAAUGAUGCUCAAGUCGGUCGAGGCGUUCAUGGAGCUAUCUCUGGACCUGCCUCCCACCUACAUCGUCGCUGCUCCGUCUAUCGAAAUGUCAUACGUCGCUUGUCGGGCCCCACCACCGUCAUCUACACAGUGCGUGUGCAUCGAAGGAAUCAUCGUCAAGGCGAAUCGGCUUUUCGGACCUCAGCCUCACGGCACGACCUAUUUUUGCCUUUGGGAGAUCGCCAUCCCCAAGGUGUCGGCGUAUCUCACACCCGCGUUCCUGGCGACCGUACGGAGCUCAGUCACCGCCGUUGCGUUCAAUUUUAGCGACAAGGAGAAUGCGCCGACCGACAUCUACAUCCCCGUCACUCCUCCUGAUGUCACGUUCUUCAAGCUCGCUGUCGGACCCGUCUCGGCUAUCAUGUACGGGGGAGACGCAGCUGCAGCGGUCGAUCUCCCCGGCGGCGUUGUCCUCGACACUAGUUCUCUCGCCACCCUUACCUCUUCCUCUUCCCUCGCCAUCCUUGUCCCCUCCGCAUCUGUCAACCUCCUCACUCGCCUCUCGUCCCGCCAGAAAUGGACCUCCGCCGGAUCUUUUUACUCUGGCGUUUCGGUUGACAUCUACAAGGCGCCAAAAGACUGGCAGGAGAAGGCGCAGAAGCAGCAAAAGUUCUUGCGGGAGGAGGAUGAGCCGACACAGCGGAUCUGGUACAUGUACGCGGAGAAGGAGGACACAUCGAAGACCCAUCACAAGGGGUCCAGCUAUCUACCUAGACCAUACUCGCUGGAGCAUGGUGAGUACGCACCGGGACUCAAGCUGAUGGUAGACGACUCGGGCACGGAGGACGAGGAGACUGAGGAUGAAGUCGGACCAGAGGUGGAUUCGAGCGAUUCGGACCGGGAGGAUCAAGCUCGUCCAAAGAUCAAGCACCAUCGGAGCCGCUCUCGCUCGUUCCGGACCGCAAAGGAGACUUUUGAGGACUCGAGCGGAGAGUCGGACGAUGUCUCGUCGGUGGCCUCUUCUGCUUCGUCUCGGUCUCCGAGCGAGUCGGGUCUGCCGCCAGACAUGUCUUCGAUCCUCGCCGACCACGCUCGAAAGUUCAGCCGUUUCGCUCAAAGCAGAAAUGCACCGACCUCACCUACCCCCGGAUUUGGCAUCGGUCCCAAACUGCCAUCCUCUCCUCUUCCAAACGGUACUCUGAUUCGAGUGCGAGUCGAGCCGCUCCUCCUGCAGGCCAGUCUGGCUGGCGUCUCACCUGUGCUCGCUCUCGCAGAUGCCAUGUCUGUCAAUCACUCCCGACCGCUUCAGAUUGUUGACGGCAUCCUCGAUCAGCUUAUCGACAACUUCAAUGACCGUAACGGCCGGCCGGUCCCCAGCAUCAUCGACAUUACCGCGCCUAGCAUCGGCGUAUCUCUCUCCACCAGCUCGGCCGUCCACGACCCGGUAUCGCGUGUCGCGCUCGACAUCGGCGGUGUGAUCUCCCGCAUCAGCCGAGCUCCCGCGGACGGCCAUUCCCCAUCCUCCUCAGCAUCAGUCUCGAUGCUCAGUCUCCACACCACCCUCUACUCCACCGCUCACCAGCUGCCAAAGCUUUCGCUGAACGAUAUUAACCUCAACCAUCCCCACACGCCUGGCGCACCUGUCCUCCAGCUGGACCAGUUGGGUCUGCAGAUGGCGUUCAACGAGAUAGGCAAGGAUCGGCAGAUCCGGGUACACGCUACCAGUACCGAUCUGAAGCUGGUCUCCGCAGCGCUUUCCACGGCCACCGAGACUGCCGGAAUCUGGCGGGACCGGCUCGCCAAGCUGGAGAUGGCCAAAGCUGUUCCUCAGCUGGGUCCGUUGCUCGUUGCGGCUGUCAAAUCGGCGGGUCCAAACGCGGAAAACGCGCCUCUGCCGGCGUUCGCGACGGAGCUCACUUACGAGCUCCACGUCGAUGACGAUCGAAACAUCCGGCGGGACCACGGCUGGCGCAUCAUCUCUCGUCUGAGGCAGAUCCUGCUGCUUACGCCGGUGGCACCUGGGGACUUUCCUACUGCGGAUCAAUCGGCGGUACAGGGGUUGUCCCUUCUCGACUGGGUACCCGACGAGAACAACGAAGCCCUUACCCGUCAACUACCCUUUGUCCAGAAGGCUUUCGACUUGCCCCAUCCACAGCCGGACACGGAAGAGGCCAGCUCUUCAGAGGCGGCUUUUGUCAGCAUCGAAAAUGUCGUUAUACGGCACUACGACUACUUGCUCGGUACCGGCCGGGUCGGGUCGAGCUUCGUCAGGAUGGGCACCACCUCUGCCGGACUGUACCGGACCAAGCUGUCCGGUAAGCCUGGACCCGAUGUCCAGGACCGAGCUGUCCUAGCGGUCAGCUCAAUCGACGGCGAGAUCCAGGACUCCAUCUUUCCCGUCGUCCGCCACUUUUCGGCUGCUUCAGCCUCCCCCUCUUCUUCUUCCCACCCUUCCGCUGUCUCUGCUGGCAACUCUACCUUCCUCGUCAAUGCGCACCUCGGCUCCGGCGACAUGUGCGUGCUCGCCGGCGGGCUCAAGCUCCGCACCGUCGUGAAUAACGCCACUGGUGUCCUCGGCCACCUGCAACGGCAGCACAGUCGGAAUGGGCUAUCAUCAUACGUCACCGUCCGGAAUGAUAUCACCGUCGUCCUCGAUAAGGCGGAUGUCGUGCUACUCCAGCCGUCGGACGACGACAACCCGUCGAAUUCGGCAGAUAGGGAAGUGGUGGUCAUAGGGGUAUCGGGGUUGAAGGUGGUCUCGGACACGCAGGGGUCGACCAAGCCCUCUUCGGUGAAGGAAAGGAAGGUGGUGCUGGCUCUGCAGAUGGUUGUUUUUGAUAGCAAGCCGACUCUUAGGAGGGCGCUGGACUUUGCGCAGGUGUGGAAGGAGAAGCAUUACCCACACUACGAGCCCACCAUCAACCAGAUGCGCUCGACCAUUGCGGCCAAUCCAGCUCGCGUACCCCAGCCCAAUCGCAUACCCGUCAGCCUGACAUUCGACAUCCUCGUUUUACGGGCUUCCCUCACGGUUCGUACGGCCAAGGCGGCGUGGAUCGGCUGGCAAGUCGGCCGCUUCUAUGCCUGCCAAAAUGGCUCGGCCAAAAACCACUCGUUCGGCAUCCGGGCUGCUCCCCAAUCUAUCGGCUUCUACAGCUCUCGCGACCUCGUCAAGACAAAGGACACCGUCAAGCUGGACCUCCCUCGGGUCGACGUGGACGGGACGCUCAAGACCAUCCAGGGUCAGGGCUAUUACGAGGUCCAGGUCAAUCUGGGUCUGUUCGCUUGUAUCGUCAAGCCGAGCGCACUGGACAAGCUGCUGUCACUAUACAAGUCACUCGUACCGGAGAUGCGGCAGCUCGUCAAGGACUACGGAUCGUACGCCCAGACCAUGUUCACUCCUGCGGCGGCACCGGCCGUGCCCACUCCUACAAAGGCGCCUGAUCUAUUCCGCCUCAACGUCGGCGUUGAGGGCAUUAGCAUCGGCCUACGGGCGGAUGACGUCGCUACGACCCUGCUCCUGCGCGCUCUCGCCCUCAAGGGCCGCGCGACAAACAGACACUCUGCUCAACGAGCUCUGUCCUGGCAAGCCGGCGUCGAACACUUCCAGGUGUCCCUCGGUCAAAUUGACAACGAGCCGCUGCCGGGUCAAGCGGACAAUUCCCGCAAGUACCAGUCGGCGUACAUGUACCUUGACGUCGACGUAUACGAGACACCCAGCGAUACAGCCGCGCCCUCUCGCCUCGGCGUCUCGCUCAGCCGCAUCCAGACGUUUAUGCACAUCGUCGCUCUGAGCGAGAUCAGCGACCUGAUCUCCAGCUGGACGAGCGACCUGCAUGACUUGACGAGUCAGCGCGGGACGGAGGUGGCGGAGGUGCGGGAGCAGACGAGCAAGUUCUUGAAAAAGAUCGAUACGAGCGAGGGGGUCAAGCCGGAAGACUCGUGGUUCGCCACGCGGCUUCUCACGGUGGACAUUGCCAGCUUUGGGCUGGCAGUACCGCUCGGGGCGGAGACAGUCAUUGACAUUCGUCAAGCCAGCGAGAUCACCCAGGCUCUCCUCUUCUCGAUUCGGUCGAUCAGCUUUGUCAAUCGGCGGAACGAGACGGCGCAAUUCCGGGUACAGCAUAUCGCCCUCCAAUUCGUCGGGGAGUUCAACGCGAGGAUGCCCAACCACUUCAUUGGCGAGUUUCACGACUCGAUCAACCAGAUGUCGUUGCCCCUCAUCAACGCGGAGGCACAAAUGUCGUCCAAGGCCGACGCGUGGACACUGGCGGCUCACUCGUCGGCGACGGACUUCAAUCUCGGACUCGACCCUGACUUUAUCGAGGGUAUCUUUCAACUCAUUGACCUCUAUGAGCGGGGAAAAGACCGGAUCGAUCAACUCGAGAAGCGGUAUCGAGCGGAGCUGUCGCGGAACCCCGCUCAUACGACGGCGACCGAGGCACCAGUCUCGCCGGUGGUCGCGCGCCAAACCCAGCGGAUAUACCUACGUCUUUCCUUCUCGUUCGAGAGUGGCAAGGUGCAGCUAUAUCGAGUAGCAGGAGCGGGGCAGGCCGGUGCAAGGGCUAGCUGGCACGAUGAGGUGGUUCUGCCGGGGAUCUCGGUUUGGGUAGACUAUGCGGGACCGAGUACGGAUGGGCUGGCAGACGAGUCAGACAAGGGGGGCUUGGUCAUCUUCAACGCCGCCGUGCAUCAAAGCCGCAACACGCUGCGACCGUCGAUCUUGCCCUUCUUUGUACAGGUCGCCAGCAGAGUCGAAAAGCGCUUCAAGUCAAAGCGGUCGGGUUCCAUACCCCAGCCGUCACCGGGAGUCGGAUCGGCGGUCUCGACUCCGGAUGCGGUGAAAACGACGGCACCCUCACUGGCGGCCGGAGGUGGCAGCGUCAACCGGCUUCGCCUGACUUUGCGCAUCGACCAGUCAGAGUUGCGCUUCGCUUGCAAUCCCGACUCGCAGGCGUACGUCAACCUCCGGUGGGAAAGCGGUGGUUUCCUUGGAAGCACCACUAUCGGCGCGGAAGAGGCAAGCACAUUCGCGGGGACCAUUACCGGCGUGACCACAAAUCUCAGCCACGAGUAUGAUCAUCUCGGCCGGAGCUGUAUCGAGGCUUCGGCUCGGGAUCUCACAUUCUCCAUCAUCCACACCCCAAACUGGCGAGACGACCAAGCGGGUGUGUCGAUCGUCAUGGACACUCGGGUCUCGGCGCAAUUCCGGCUGGACCUCUUCAGCGCCUGGCUCACCUUCGUCGCGGUCUGGGUAGAUAACGCCGGUCUCGACAAGCCCAUCAUCGCCGCUAUCGGAGAUCCAUCCACAGUGGCGGCGGCCGUUCCUGCACCGCCCACCUCGGAAAGCAAGCAGAUUGGUAUCGCCAUUCUGGCCCGCUUCCAAGCCAUCGACUUUGACGCGGAUGUCACGGUCUCGCACGCCAAGCUGAAGAUCAGCCCGGUUAUCCUUCACACGCUAUCAAACGGGAGCCGGACCCGCGUCGAUUUGCAGGUCGGCAAGACGGAGAUCACUGCAGCCGGGGAUAUCUCGGGCACCAUCACGGUGGACAACUUCGCUUUCGAGACGGUGCGCAAGUCUACGCGGGCAACGGAAGAUACAGAUCCCCAGUUGCUCAAGCUGGAGCUGAAGAGCGGGGAUCUGCGGGCUAGCCUGUUCCUAGGCGAAGCCAACAUCGUGCGCUUCCACCUGGGUACCACCACCGUGGGACUCCACGAUGACUGGAAGGAUCCGUCAAAGCCGCCGCUGUUGGCGUUCGCGGUCCAGGCGGGUCAACUGUCAAUGGUCGUCCGCCUCUUGGCUGUUCCUCGUCUCCUCGGCAAGGUGUACGAAGUCCUUGACGCCGUCGGUACACAGCAUCGAAUCGCGUCUCAGCGGUCCGAAACAUUCAAGGCGCACAAAGCCAAAAAGACCAGCGAUCCCUCUUCCAUUUCCACCGCUCUCGCUCAGACCAUGCAACGGACCGCAUCAAACCAAGCGGCGUCCCUCGGCAGCGAUACAGUCUUCUCUCAGACCAUGCAAUUCAAACUCGCCGGGAUCGCCAUUGGGGCGUAUAACGAGCUGGACAACGGCAAGGUGGACUUCUACUGCUUCACCGUGGGGAACAUUGAGGCGGAUCUGCUGCGCGAGCCCAAGCGAGUGGAUGGGGAGGACAGGCCGUUCCGGCGUCUGGGACUGAGGGUUGGGCUCAUGCACUGGGACGCGGUGGACGGAUAUAAAAUCACUGCUGUGGAGAGUAAGGACAGCUCGCCCGAGGACCUCCUGAAGUACUUUGCGGGGAUGAAGGCGAAUCGUCAGCACCAGGAGGUAGCGUAUCUACCGGAAAUGGAUCUUGUGAUGGACUCGGACGAGUACAAGGGGACGCCAACAAGGUUGCUGUAUCACUUUGCACUCGAAUGGGGUAAGACGAAAGGUGAUAUUCGUCUUCUACCUGGACUCUUCGACGACGCGUUCCGGUCCAUGCGGAACCUCAUCGCCAAGAUCGAGCAGGAAGAAGCGACUCGUGCUCGGCGAUUGGGAGUCAUCCGGCCGGCCAAGGAACCCGCCGAUAUCGUCACGGCGGAUGGUUCGACCCAUUUCGAGCCACGGGACCGGGCGAUCGAGACCAAGAUCCCGGUGCCCAAGCUCGAGAUGACGGGCGACUUGACGCAGAAUGUGGCGCAAAUGUUCCCGGAUUUCGAUCAGGCAGUGACGGACUUGCCAAAGCUGAGUCACAAAUUUGUGACUUUGAAGUUGGAGGAGGGGAUGGAUCUGCUGUUGAAGCUGUACGCCAAGCAGUUGCCGGCGAAGAAGGGGUAG